Molecule: messenger RNA, 1043 nt
Organism: Colletes gigas
Lineage: Eukaryota; Metazoa; Arthropoda; Insecta; Hymenoptera; Colletidae
Gene: Tcs1
Product: yrdC domain-containing protein, mitochondrial
Exons: 2
Coding region: 167-898 (243 amino acids)
Biological process (GO): regulation of translational fidelity
Cellular component (GO): cytoplasm
Molecular function (GO): nucleotidyltransferase activity; tRNA binding; double-stranded RNA binding
Source: RefSeq, a predicted model, not a curated record
CAGACAAGGUCUGCUGACGAGCCUAUGACUACGUUUUAUAAAUGUUGCAAUCCUCCAUGUGGCCACAACUGGCGCGACUAAAGGUACUCGAAUUGUUCAGAUCACACGACGGUAACUCGAACCAAGCUUACAGUUCUGUUUCGAAUACAGCGGAAAGAGAACAACUAUGACUAGAGCAGAUCUGGGUCCAAUGAAGAACAUUUUGGAUAGAGCUAUGGAAGAAAUGAAUCUAUUAGACUCAUCUAAUAAACAUUGGAUCUGUAAAGGAAGAAGAAGCUUAGCAGUGGCGGUUACGUUUUUUCGGAAAAAUAAAAUUAUAGCAAUUCCAACAGAUACGGUAUACGGUCUUGCUAGCGUGUGCGAACCCAGUGCAAUCAAAAGAUUGUACGAAAUAAAGGGACGUAACGAGAACAAACCGUUAUGCAUAUCCGUUGGUAAUGUAACAGAUAUACAAAAAUGGGGUAUUGUAGAUCAUUUACCACAGCAGUUAUUGCCAGAUUUAUUACCCGGACCAUAUACAGUUGUUUUGAAACGAACGCCUGCUGUACAUCCUUCUCUGAAUCCCGGCGUCAAUACCAUAGGCAUAAGAGUUCCAGACUUUCCAUUUAUAAACAAAAUCUCAAAUAUAAUUGGACCAUUAGCGCUAACGAGCGCUAAUCGAAGCAACGAACCGAGUUGUUUGCAUGCUGAAGAAUUCCAAAACUUAUGGCCCGAAUUGGACGGAAUAUUUUACGAUACACGCAGAGCAGGCGAUGCGCGCGACAUAUUCAGAAAAGGUUCCACGAUAGUCGAUUUAUCUUGUCCGAAUCGGUACAAAAUUAUACGCGUUGGAGUCGGGGCACAGUAUUUAAUUGGAACUGUGGAAUGUGCCGGAUUAAAGCCAUAUGAUCCUGAUUAAUUGCAUCGUUGAUGAUUUAUUGUUACUCACGUUACAAUGUCCAAGCGAGACGGGUAUUUUUUAAUAGCAAUAAACAAUUUUACACAACCGAAACUUAUGCAUAUAAUUUUGUAAAUAAUUAAUAAAUCGUCUGAUAAUACCAAUU